UAAAAUAUCAAGAGCCAUGGAAUAUAUAGUGAAUCUUUACAAUUUUAUACUACAUAAACUAAAAAACAGUAACUCUGUAAAUAAAUUAUCAAUUCGAAAUUCAUUUAAAAAACAAUAUUAGUUAUCGUUCAUCCAUGUCAUCAUCCACUGGUGGUUAUCAUCAUGCGAUAAUUCUAUCACCGGCUGUUUAUGCAAGACCUUGUUAUGCAGAUAAUAUCAGUAAUGAUUCCGCAUAUUGGAAACAUGAAGAUGCAGCCAGACAUUUAUCAAAUCAUGUUAUGAAUAAAUAUCCGAAUUUGAAUGUUUUAUGUUUAAAUAAUUCAAAUUACAUGAAACAUGAUCUUUGGUCUGAUCCAACACGAAUUAAUGCUUGUCUAUUUUCACAAGCUAGUCGGAUUGUUUUAUUUAUACCGGAUGAUGCAACUGAACACAUUACACAUUUCAGUCGACAUUGUCUACAGCCAUUAUUGUGUAGAUCACGUGAUCAAGGUGGGCGACCAGAAUGGCAUUCACGUUUUAUCGCUGUUGCUAUUGGUAGUGUACAAGUGCCAAAUCAACUGAAUUCAGAUGUACCAUUUAUAAAUGUGAUACGUUUUCGAGAAAUAGGAUGGUUUCGAGAUAUUAUGGGCAUGAUGCUAUUGGAAAGAGCAAUUAAAGAUUUUUGGAUUCCAUCUGAAAUGAAAGAAUUCACAUCACAACAAUCAGAUUUAAAACAAUCUAAUCUAUUAUCUAUUAAAUAUAGUUUAAAUGAAAUCAUUGAAACCACAUCAUUUGUUGACAUAACUACACAUGUUGUUGGUAAAAUGAAUUUCAAUGAAAUUCAUAAAAAUUCACAUUCACAAUUGAAAUCUCCUUUAGUUAAAAAAUCAAUUCAUGAUGAUAUUUCAAAUGAUAACAAUACAAAAAAUGAUUCCGUGAAUCAUAAUCAUUCAUCAAAAUUAGAUGAAGACAAUCGUUUACAAUCAAUUCGUCGUCAUAUUAAACCAGAAUUUGAAGCUGAACAAUUACAAGAGAAUAUUUUAGAAGCACGUUUAAUUGGAACUAUUGGUCAAGUCAUACCAGUCAAUAUUAAAAAAGAUUCACUAAAUACCGCCGAUUUAUCUACUGAAACAAAUGAACAUGAUAAAAUUGAUAUUAAAACAAAAACUUCUACAUCAACACUUGAACUAAAUGUCAACGAAAUCAAUUCACCAUUAGAUAUAAAUAACACUUCAAUUACCACAUUGAAAACAAAUGAAAACUCUAUAAUAACAACCAAUACUAAUCUGUCUGAUAAUUUUUCAACAUUACCAAAUGCAACAUCGUUAAUUUCUUCUACAAUUUCCAAUAUUUCACCAAAUCCUAUAAAUGUAGCACCAGAUUUAAAAACAGCUACAAUUUCAAUUGUUCAAACAAUCGAUGAUAAAUUAAAACAAAAUUUAAAUUAUAAAAAUAUACCUAUGAUUGAUGAAGAAGCAGCAUAUGAAGUAAAUCCAAUAACAACUGUACCAGAACCUGCAGCUGUAUCGACUGUACCAAUGAAUACACCGAAAAUAACCAUUUCAACUACACCAUUAGUGAUAACAUCAUCAACCUGUGGUAAGUCGAAUAAUGCAAUUCGUACAAAAAUGCAUAAAAUAACUCGUGAAGAAACAAUUACAUCACAAUCAGAAACAAUGACAACUACAACAAAUAGUAUUAAUCGAAUUAUUUGUAGUAGUAGUAGUAGUAGUAAUUCUACAGUUAUUGUUGACAAUAAGUUUAAACGUUCACAUACAAAUAAUCAUAAUAAUGAUAAUAAUAAUGUUGAUGAUGAUGAUGAUCAUGAUCAUUUGACACAACCAAAACAAACUAAAAAUUCUAAUCUAUCAUCAAAAUCACAUACAAUUCCAGUACAAUCUGAUGAGAAUGAUAAACAAAAAACUCGUUCUAGUUCAUUUUCACCAACUAAAAAACCAAUACGUAUUAUACCGGUAAAUCGUAAAAAAUUUGUUGAAACAAAAAGUCAAGAAACAACUGAUAUCAUUAAUAAGCCUAACAAUGGUGGAUGCAUUAAAACAAUCACUAUUUCCACUGAACCAAAAAUAAUCAAUCAAAAUAAUACUAAAUCUAGAUCAAGUUCAACCUCUCGUUAUAUGGUAAGAAAAUGUUUACGAAGUGGUGUUGGUAGCCCAUCACGAUCAAGUCGUUCACCGACAAAAUCUACCAGUCCAUGUCAUCAGAGAAUUGUAAAAAUUUAUGCAACUCAACCAUUUAGUAAAUUACAAAAUAUGCUAUCUGAUUCAUCAACACAAAUCAUAUCACCAUUAGCUACUGGUGUAUUUACCAAUGAUGGUAUAACAUGUUAUGGAUUAUGUGGAUUACAAUAUCGACAAAAAACUAUCAGUACUACUACUAAUGAUAAUAGUAGUACAAAAAAUAAUGAUAAAAAUAAUAAUGAUAAUGAUGAUGAUCAAAACGAUAUGGGUAGUAUUGAUAAUAAUAAUAAUAAUCAUAGUAAUAAUAACAAUAAUAAUACUAAUACUAACAAUAAUAAUCAUACAACUAAUCUUCAUACUAAACCAUCCACUUCAUUAUCUGUUUCAAGGGAAAUGAAUAAUUGGACUGGACCAGAUUCAGCGGAAACUUAUCGUUUAGAAUUAUUAUUGGCUAAUAAAUUAAUCACUACAGAUGCUGAUGAUAAUGAGAAAUUGGUAAAUUCUGAAUUGAAUAAUAUUCAAAAUUUAACUACAAAAAAUUCAGUGGUUUUAGUACAUUCAAAUAAACCAAUUGAAGAUUUUUCGCAUCAAAUGUCUUGUUUAAUUGCAUCAACUUCCAGUCUACAUGACAUCAAGAAUGCUGGUGAAGUAGAUUACAUAACAUGGCAACUGCUUGGAGUGUUUGUUUUCACAUUUGUUACAUUAAUGAUAUCAUUAACUGUAGCUUUUACUUGUUUACAUCGUGAAGGAUGUGAUUUUGUCAGUUUUAUAAAAUAUACUAUGCAAUUUUUUAAACGUCAAUAAACACGUCAACAUAUCCACAUGAUAAGAAAAUUCAUAUCAGACGUAACAAAAAAAAAACAAUUCAUUAUUGAGCUAAUCAUAUAUUCAGAUAUACAUAUAUAAAAAUGAUUUUUAUCUUGUAUUAUUUGCACAUAACUAUCAUGUUUCCAUUUCUGAUUUAUUUUUAAACAAUCAAACCAAAUUCUAAUUUGUUUUAAUGUUCCAAUUUUAUUUUCGUUAGACAAUAUUUUUACGAUUGAUUUAAUUUCUAGUAUCAUCAUCACCACAUAUAAUCAGAAUAAUGAAAUUUUAAUAAAAU
Molecule: messenger RNA, 3279 nt
Organism: Schistosoma turkestanicum
Lineage: Eukaryota; Metazoa; Platyhelminthes; Trematoda; Strigeidida; Schistosomatidae
Source: the annotation of a GenBank genome assembly